GUGGGCGGUGCAUGAGCGCCGUCACAUGGUCCGGGUGAGCAGCAUGGCCGGGGAAGAUGUGGAGAGCGAGCAGGCAGCCCCUGCGACCCAGUGCCCCGCGGAGAAAGGCGAGCCACAUGGGGCUAGGUGUUACGUUCCUCCCCAGUACAUCUGCUCCUUUCCGGACUGCGACGCCACGUUCAACAGGGCCGGGAAGCUGGAGGAGCACCUUUGCAAGCACACCGGGGAGCGACCCUUUGUUUGUGAUUAUGAAGGCUGCGACAAAAAAUUCACACGAAGCUUUCACCUUAGGCGCCAUUUUCUUGUACACAACAACGAAAAGCAAUUUAGGUGCACAAUUGAUGGCUGCAAUAAAAAAUUUACAACAAAAUCAAACUUGAAUAAACACAUGGGAUGCAAGCAUAGUAAUCGCCAGUAUGUGUGUGACUUUGAAAACUGUGGGAAGUUUUUUAAAAAACAUCAGCAGUUAAAAAUUCAUCAGUGUCAACAUACAGGAGAACGAUUCUUCAAAUGUAGCCACCAAGGAUGUGGAGAGCGCUUUUCUAUGCCUCAUCAGUUAAAACGCCAUGAAAAGACCCAUGAAGGCUAUGCAUGCAAAAAAGAUGGCUGUUCAUUUGUUGGGAAAACAUGGUCACAACUCCGGAAACAUAUGAAAACUGGACACGUUGAACCUGUAGUCUGUGACGUGUGUGCCAAAACAUUCACCCGUAAAGAUUACCUCAAAUGCCACCAAAAAAUCCAUUCCUCAGAGAGGGACGUGUUCAGAUGUCCUAGAGAGGGCUGUGGAAGGACUUACACCACUCUGUUCAAUCUUCAGAGCCAUAUUGUCUCUUUCCAUGAGGAGAAAAGGCCCUUCUCAUGUGACCACCCCGGGUGUGGAAAAGUUUUUGCGAUGAAGCAAAGUCUGGUCAGGCACGCAGUUGCACAUGACCCUGAGAAGAAGAAGCUGAACUUAACUAAACAGCGUCCCAAGCGGAGUCUGGCCUCUCGCCUCGCUGGCUACAUCCCACCGAAAGCACAGAAAAGAAAAGAACAGGCGAUAAAGGAGACUUUGACCAUACAGAGCAAUGUGAAGAACACCCUGCCGGCUGUUGAGACGUUAUGUCUAGGCUAGAGUAGUAGCUGAGCCUCAUGCACUUGAAUGGCUUUAUGAAGUCACUGUUGAUAAGUUUGCAGUCUGUACGGAAAACUGAAUUUGUUCUGAAAUGUUUCCACUUUGUAUUAAAAAGAUCACUGUUUUGAAA
Messenger RNA from Sphaerodactylus townsendi, 1244 nucleotides. RefSeq names its product general transcription factor IIIA (gene GTF3A). Bases 26 to 1114 code for a protein of 362 amino acids. The record is from RefSeq and is a predicted model, not a curated record. The transcript has 9 exons. Lineage: Eukaryota; Metazoa; Chordata; Lepidosauria; Squamata; Sphaerodactylidae. Gene Ontology annotation, cellular component: nucleus.